UAUUAGAUAUUCUCUUGUGAAUUUUGUACUUAUUCAAUUUGCUUUGCAGUGACCUCAGCUUAAUAUGAAAAAAAAAUUCCGGUAAUAGUAAAAUUAAUUAGGUUUAUGUCAAUUAAUUGCUUUCUCCAUCUUAACCCUACCUUUAAGAUAAUGACACCUAAAUUGUUAAAAAGAAAAAAAAAACAAAAAUCAUAUGCAUUAUAAAUUUUAUUAGGAGGCUAACUGGGCAUUGACAGGCAAAGAAUCUUGAAUGACUUGAUUUGAUAGGGCAGACUUCAACCAAACUUAUCCUUAAUUUGGAGUCGUCUGGGGUUCACUUUUAAUUCUAUAAACUGAUUUAAACAAUGUUAAAAAUCUUAUAACUUCCAAUGUUUUAAUUUUAACACGAAACCUUUGUAAUUCUUUUUGUCUAUAAAAGAUCUUCACAAGUUAGAUUAUCAUUUUCAACGAAAAAAGGCACGAAAACCCCAUUUGUUUUCAUGUCAAUGGAACUCCUUUUGUCAAACCCUGCAAACUCUGCCUCUCUAACAACUCUAGGCUUCCUGGAGAGAGCUGCCACCGCCUAUGGCGACUCUCCUUCCGUCGUCUACAAUAACGUUUCAUAUACGUGGUCGCAAACCCACCGUCGAUGUCUCCAGAUGGCAUCGUCGUUGACCUCCCUUGGCAUCGAACGAGGCCGAGUGGUUUCGGUUGUCGCCCCCAAUGUUCCUUCUAUGUACGAGCUCCAGUUUGCUGUCCCCAUGUCCGGGGCUGUCCUUAACAACAUCAACACUCGCCUUGAUGCUAAGACUUUGUCUGUACUCUUACAACACAGUGAAUCCAAGCUUGUUUUUGUCGAUCACCAAUCUAGUUCGCUUGUUCAUGAGGCGAUCGCUUUGUUUCCGAGAAACACCAAACCCCCAGUCCUUGUCCUCAUUGAUGACGAGAAGGAGUCGGGAAGCAAAAACCCAUCAUCAACCGUUGAUUUUCUCGAUCAUUACGAGGGUAUAUUGGAAGAUGGCGAUCCAAAGUUCAAGUGGGUCAGGCCUAAGAGUGAGUGGGAUCCAAUGGUGUUAAACUACACAUCAGGCACAACAACUAGUCCCAAAGGUGUGAGCCUAAGCCAUAGGGCUGCUUUCAUAAUCACAGUGAAUUCUUUGGUUGAUUGGUCAGUUCCGAAUCAGCCUGUUUACUUGUGGACUCUACCCAUUUUCCAUGCUAAUGGGUGGAGUUACCCUUGGGGCAUGGCUGCCGUAGGAGGGACCAACAUUUGCCUCCGCAAGCUUGACCCUACAAUGAUUUACCGUUUGAUUAAACAACAUAAGGUGACCCACAUGUGUGGUGCGCCUGUGGUGCUCAACAUGCUAUCAAAUUCUCCAGACCUCGAACCACUAGACCACCCUGUCCAAAUUCUAACCGCUGGUGCACCCCCACCUGCACCAGUGCUAGCCAGGACCGAGUCAAUGGGCUUUGUGGUGGGUCAUGGUUACGGAUUAACUGAAACAGGAGGAAUCGUUGUGUCAUGUGCAUGGAAACAGAAAUGGAACAAGUUGCCGUUAACAGAAAGAGCCCGGCUAAAGUCAAGGCAAGGAGUUAAUUCUGUUGCUUUAACGGAAGCAGACGUUUUGGAUCUCGAGACAGGAGAAAGUGUCAAACGUGAUGGGAAAACACUUGGCGAGGUUGUUCUACGAGGUGGGUGUCUCAUGUUGGGGUAUCUCAAAGACCCUGAAGGAACAUCCAAAUGUAUGAGAGAAAAUGGCUGGUUGUACACUGGGGAUGUUGGGGUAAUUCACCCUGAUGGUUAUUUGGAAAUCAAGGAUCGUUCAAAGGAUAUAAUUAUAAGUGGUGGAGAAAACAUAAGCAGUCCUGAAGUUGAGUCAGUAUUGUAUUCACAUCCAGCGGUUAAUGAGGCGGCUGUGGUGGCUCGGCCUGAUAAGUUUUGGGGUGAGACGCCGUGUGCGUUUGUGAGUUUGAAGAAGAAUAUUGAUGAGUUGAGUCAGAAACCAAGUGAGGAAGAGAUUAUAGAGUAUUGUAGGGAUAGGUUGCCGCAUUAUAUGGUGCCGAAAACGGUGGUGUUUGAGGAAGAGCUUCCCAAGACUUCAACAGGGAAAGUACAGAAGUUUAUUCUCAGGGGAAUUGCAAAGGCUGCGAGUUGAGUUGACUCGGGCUGCACUCGGUUUGGCAACUUGGUAAAUUUUUUGUUUCUGCGUUUCAUGCAUGCACAUAUGUUAUUGUGCAUUGUGUUUCUAAUUCAGUUUAAAAAUUAAUGGUUCAUUGGUUAUAUUAUAUCCUCCAAAAGAAAUUUUUUUUUGUUUUUUUCUCAAACUUUUUUGGGAUAAAAAAGUUUGGUUCUUGUAAUAAAAUGCUUGCAGCCGAACAUAUGAUUCAAUAAUUAGUAUGUAUAUAUUUUUUGUUUAAAGAAUUGAAAUUGAGUUCUCAGCUCUUUACCCUAAUGACGAAAGAGCUUUUAAGAAGAUAUAGAGAUUCGGGUUCAAGAUUUUUUUCUCUUUUUCUCAUGGCUUA
Durio zibethinus is the source of this 2502-nucleotide messenger RNA. Lineage: Eukaryota; Viridiplantae; Streptophyta; Magnoliopsida; Malvales; Malvaceae. The record is from RefSeq and is a predicted model, not a curated record.